CAGCGACCUCAAAUUUUUCACUAUUUUCCUCAUUUUCUUUUAUUUUUCACCGCAAUUUUUAACCUCCAUUAUUACGUAUUUCGAAGAUCUAAAACGAACCCAGAAAUUUCUGGGGUCUUAGGAAUGAGGUUUUUCCGCUUUACCCAGCUUGCCUAAUCUGUUAUCAGCUUACAACCCCUGAAGCACAAGCUUCCUGAAAAAGAUGACACCCGUUUGUCCUUUUGUAAAAGCUGCUCGUCCAGAUGAGGCAUCUGCUAAGAAACCUGGUGAAAACCAAACUAGAAAACAGUCAGGAACUGAGAGUAAACCCAAACAAGAUUCCAGUGAAACCGCCACAGUCACUUCCAAGUGUCCCUUUGGAUAUGAUUCUAAAGAAAUGAAAACAGUUGAAAAUCAAAGCACGCAACACACUGGAAAUGAAAGCAAAGAAGAUUCCAGUGAAUCUGCAGUUAUUCCUCCCAAGUGCCCCUUUGGAUAUGAUUCUGAAACAUUUAAAAUUGGCCCUCUGAGCUGUAUUGUAUGUCAAGCACUUCUUUUCGACUGUAGCAAAUGCAUACCUUGUUCUCAUGUUUAUUGCAAAGUGUGUAUAUCACGUUUUAAGGACUGCCCUUUGUGUGGUGCUGACAUUGAGAAGGUAGAGCCCGAGACGAAUCUUCAGAAUGUCGUUGACCGAUUCAUUGAAGGUCAUGCUAGGAUCAAGAGGUCUCAAGUGAAUGACGACCAAGAGGAUGUGGUGGGGGAAAAGAAAAGAGUGAUCUAUGAGGAUGUUUCUCUAGAGAGAGGUUCUUUCUUGGUGCAACAAGCCCUGAGGGCUUUUCGUGCAAAUAAUAUAGAGAGUGCUAAAUCAAGACUUAAUAUUUGUGCUGAUGACAUUAGAGAGCAAUUGGAAAGAAUGGGUAGCACAUCUGAAUUGUGUUCCCAAUUGGGAGCUGUUCUGGGCAUGCUUGGUGAUUGCUGUCGGACUUCUGGGGAUGCUGCUUCUGCAAUCAAGUAUUUCGAAGAAAGUGUUGAUUUUCUUUCCAAAGUUCCCAAAGAAGAUCUAGAGGUCACGCAUACUCUCUCUGUAUCCCUUAACAAAAUUGGAGAUUUGAAUUAUUAUGGUGGGGACCUGCAAAAUGCAAGAAACCUUUACUUUAAGGCUUUGGAUGUUCGUCGGAAUGCUAUAAAAAAUCAUUCUAGUGCCCCCUCUCAGGUCUUAGAUAUAGCUAUUUCCCUCGCUAAAGUUGCAGAUGUGGAUAGAAAUCUCGGUGAUGAAGAUUCAGCUGUUGACGGAUUUCAAGAAGCCAUCAAAUUAUUGGAAUCCUUAACAUUAAGCUCCGAAGAAGUUGCUCUUGAACAAAAGCGUCUUUCAGUGCUCGAGUUUCUCAACAGUCAACUUGCUAAUAAACCUGAUUCUGCUUCGUAAAAAAUUCGGUUGUUCUGUUGUGUAUACCAAAAAAAAGGAGUUAAGACUGGGAAGAAGAAAAAGAAAAAAAGAAAUGGCCAGAACAGUAUUCGCACAGGCUGGAAAGGGAAGAGUUGGCCAGAACAGUAGUCGCUCAGGCUUUCAGGCUUCUGGACUUUUGUGUAUCUGCUGCUUUUAGUUCACUCAUCGAGAAGAAGAGAAGAUAUUGAACUGACUAUUACCAAUGUAAAUUACAUACAUAAAUAAAAAAGUAAGAUAUAUGAGUCAGUUAUCUAACUAGAACUGUUGCCUUGAUAGACACUGAAAGUACUUGUCCUAGGCACUGAAAUAAUGUAAUCAACUUUCAGCCAUGAUCUACAUCUGUUGAUUAAUUAUGAUAUAAAUCAUGAACAGAAAUUAGAUUACUAUGAUUUGGCAGGCAAACUCCCACUCUUUUUCGGUAAACAGGUAAAUUAACUCGAAGACUUCACUUAUCACCCUUAAUGUUUACCCUCUUAACAGAUUUAGUAACCUUAAAAGUUUUUGACAACGAAUAUAGUCACCAAAGCAUAUAUUUCGAAAUGUAAAGAUACUUAGACUGGAAAGGAACAAUAGUGUCAGGACCUGGAAAAAUAUGAACUAAACCAAUAAUCAGGUUGUGAACUGGUUAGUCUUGACAAAAUCAUCUGGGUGUGAAGACAUUCAUUCGACCGCGGAGGCAGAAGAAGAAGGAGGUGUCGGCAGCGGUUGGCCUUGACUGUUAGUAGAUUUAACCUUGAUGUGCCCAAUUAUUCGACAUCAUUAAUUGAUUAUGG
Oldenlandia corymbosa var. corymbosa is the source of this 2199-nucleotide messenger RNA. The record is from the annotation of a GenBank genome assembly. Lineage: Eukaryota; Viridiplantae; Streptophyta; Magnoliopsida; Gentianales; Rubiaceae.